Messenger RNA from Aptenodytes forsteri (emperor penguin), 4846 nucleotides. It is a transcript of the gene ZC2HC1A, whose product is annotated as zinc finger C2HC-type containing 1A. The record is from RefSeq and is a predicted model, not a curated record. Lineage: Eukaryota; Metazoa; Chordata; Aves; Sphenisciformes; Spheniscidae. The coding region runs from base 1 to 1299 and encodes 432 amino acids. The transcript has 10 exons.
AUGGUGGUGUAUGAUCGGCUUCUCUUCAGUCUGUUGCUUUUUCUGGGAGGAUGCCGGCAACAGCUGCUUGAGCUGACUAAAUGCCGCUUCCCACACUUGUUCACAGCCCAUCCCAGCGGGUCGGGCCUGCUGCUGCCUAAAGGAGUAAAGGGCAGAGGGGCAGCUGUGUCCGAGGGCAAAAGCCCAGCUCUCUGUGGUGAGGUUACAGUGCAAACUGGAGAUCUGCUGCCAUGUAGGAUUUGUGGAAGGACUUUCUUUCCAGCAGCACUGAAAAAGCAUGGACCCAUUUGCCAAAAAACUUCUGCCAAGAAAAGGAAGACAUUUGAUUCCAGCCGUCAGAGAGCGGAAGGAACUGACAUUCCCACAGUAAAACCUCUUAAGCCACGGCCAGAACCACCCAAAAAACCUUCCAACUGGAGACGAAAGCACGAGGAAUUUAUAGCAACUAUACGAGCAGCCAAAGGACUUAAUCUUAAAGACGGUGGAAAACUCCCUCCACCACCUCCGCCAUCAUAUGACCCAGAUUACAUUCAGUGUCCAUAUUGUCAGAGGAGAUUUAACGAAAAUGCAGCUGACAGACACAUCAAUUUCUGUAAGGAACAAGCAGCACGUAUUACUAAUAAGGGGAAAUUGGCAGCUGAUGCCAAAGGGAAGCUUCCUACUCGAACACAGUACAAACCUGCUGCAGUUAAGAAGAUGCCUUCCAUAGGAUCAACACCAUCAUCAUCAUCACGCUUACCACAGCCCAGUGGUGUUAGCAAAACUGUUGUAGGUGCCUCUUCAAGUAAAGCACUAUCUUCAUCUGGAUCCAGUGGGAGCAAACUUCAGACAUUAUCACCAGCUCAUAAAAACUCAAUGGGAAUGGUGAACCCACAAGCAGGUAGUAAGAUGGACAAGUUAGGCCCACCACUGCGAACUGGAAGAGAUGUGCAAAGGUUUUAUGACACUGAUACAAAAACAGACAGUACCGUCAAAAGACCAAAUGAGUUGUUGCCUAUAAAGAAAGGCGCAACAAAAACACGGACAUCGACCCCUCCUAGUGUGGCAAGAACCAUGAGCACGGGUGCUCUAACAAACAAAAGAAAAACUAGCAAUUCAGACAGUUAUUCAAGGUCUGAUGGUAAAAUUGGGUAUGACAGUGGAGACUACCCAUCCUCAGUCAAUGGAGGAAGUUCAAAAAGCAGUGAAGGAAAUUCACCUGUACAGUUAUCAAAGUUCUGCCAUGAAUGUGGAACAAGGUAUCCAGUGGAAUGGGCGAAGUUUUGCUGUGAGUGUGGAAUUCGAAGAAUGGUUGUGUGAACACAUUCUUAAAAGCAAAAAGAAAACGAGAAAACGUCGGAAGCGUCUGCUAUGUACUGCUGCAUGGAAAGCUAGAGCACUCCUUCCAGUUAGACUUCAUGCUGCAAACAUGUUGAAACAUCAUAUUGUGAUUUUCUGAGUGCAAUCUUCUGGUUACACACUUAUUUAUAAACAAAUAUAUAUACUGUAUAUAAAAAUAGCAGGUACCUAAAACUCUGCCAUUCAAGGAAAUACUCUUUAAUCUCUGUUGGAAAUAUUUAAAAUUAAGGUAAAAAUGUGUUAAGUAGCUUAGGUAGCAGAAGUGGUUCAAUGUUGUUUUUCUUGUAAAUCCUACUAGAUAAAGGAUUAUUUAAAUCACUUAUGUAGGAUAAUAUUUGCCCAUAGGGAACUAGCCAUGAAGAACUUGGGCUUCAAAAGUUUCUCUGUGGAGGCAUUUCCUUCAUAUGUGACUAACUUAGAUGCUAUAUUCUAAGUGAAAACAACAUGAGUAACUCCUUAUAAAUUCCUAGUUAAAAGUGCAAAAAAUCUGGAUCCCUUUAAACUCUUCAACAGUAAUAUCCUCAUUGGACUUUCCAGUUACUUCCUAGGAUUUUUUUUAAAGAAUCAAAGUGGAAAAACUACCUGAGAGUUCUGUUCACGUGUAAGAAAAGCAAGAUUUUUGUUUGUGGCUUUCCAUGUUCUGUUUUCCAAUAAAAACGUGUUAAUAUUUUAAUGUAUUUAUAAGGACAAAUAUGGUAUUGUCAUUUUAUUAAGUUCCUUUUGUUCAGAAAUACUUCUCUUCUUCCUCCUGUUCUCCACCAUGACUAGCAUAUCUAAAAGUUUUGUGCUUUUUGCCUUUAAAGGUUUCCAAAGUUCCUGCUCUUUUUUUCUCUUCCCUCAUUUCCUGAAGGAGAGACAAAGUCUAUGCUUAUCCUACCUAAAUGUUGAACUCUUACUUUGAAAACAGCCUUUGUGAUGUAUCCAAUACAAAAAAAGAGUUCCAUAAAAAUGUAUGUUGUUAGAGCAGUAGAACUUGAUGUAAGUAGUGACUGGUUUUUAUUCUUAUUCCUGUGCAAAUAGCACAGCUUACAUACGCGUGCAUAAUGGAGUAACUGUGCUCCAUAGGUUUAUAUGUUAAUACCUUUGCAUGUUUUUUUGCAAUUUUGUGUAUUUUUGGGCUCUGAACAGCAGCCUCUGAACAGCAGCCUCUUGAAGUUAGUAACAGACUUCGCAUUAAUUGGCUGGGAAGAAGGGUCAGGCCCUGGAAGUUGUUGGGUUUUUUUAUAAAUUACACAGGAUAUUAAAAUCAUUCACAAGCCAAAUCACUUAACUUGUAUCUCAAUGUAGUAAUUUGUUUUGUGAAGUUUUGCUUUGAAGUACUGGCACCGUCUUAGUUAUGUGUGAAAGAAUAAUCUGAAAGAACUUAAUUGUGCCUUUCCCACAACAAAUACACUCUUUUUGUCAGAAAUGCUUAUUUUCAGCUCACAAACACCAUUAGUAUAAAUUCAUAUAAUUUCUUUGUAGCUUAUGCAAAAUAUAAUGUAGUGUUCCAGAUAGUUUUAUGGUCACUGCAUUCUCAAAACUUGUGAUUACUAUCAAUGGGGCCAAUUUUGAAGAAAGCAUGAUUGAAGAAAAGCAUCUCCAAAGCAGGUACCAGUCUUGGAGGGUGAGAGAUUUAAGAGACUUGAUGUAGUCAUGUUGCAGGCCACAAACUAUUGAUGUUUUAGAAUUAGUUCAAUGGUCUGCAAUUGUCUUACACUUUUUAUACGAAAUUAUUUUUAGAAAUUAUCCUUCAUUCAGUGUAGUCUUGUUUUAUUAUAAUUUGCGUAAGCUGGCUACUGAAUGUGGUAGGAUCGAUGACUGGUAAUGAUUAGAACUGACAAAUCUUAGCCAAAUUAUGUUCUAGGUAGUUUAGGUUCUAGGAUCCAUAUUUUGGCACAUUCAUGUCUGUACUUGGAAAAAUUGGAAUCCUGCAUCCUUUGCAUAGAUAAGCCUGCUUUAGAAAAUUUGCCCUGGACUUGGGCCAUGGAGGUCUGCAGACUGAAUUAUUGCAAACUGAGUGUCCCAUCAGCAAAGAUACAAGUCCAGAAUAGAUUUGAUCAGUUAGUGAAUCUACUGAGGAAUCAAUUUUUUUGUCUGACUUGAUGAAUUUCCAGUUCUUGUUUCUGCUGGAAAAAUGCAUUUUACCAUUUAUUGAAAAUGCUUUCUACAAAGGGAAAGUUUAGUAAGGAAAUAAAUAUCUUCCAGGUUUUCCAGGACUGCUGUAACUGUAGAAAAAACAUAUGACUGUUUCUCCUUUGAAUUGUAGGUGGCAGGUUUCCUAGUUUCAAAUCAAUCCACAUACAGUUACCAUAAUUUCUGCUUUUUGAACUGUUUGUAUAACUCUUUGCUUCCAAUGCAGCAUUUAGUAAAUUACUCGCGUGACACAUCAUUUACUUUAUUUACACUUCUAUGAUUUAUAGCAAGGACUAGACAGGGGAUUAACCUGAACUGAAAGAAGAAUUUUAAACAGAUUUCCUGAACUUUUAAUUUGGCCUUACAAGAAGGUCUAGUGCAACAUAAGUGAGUGUUGAUUGUAACACUGGAUAAUGUGUGUUUGAAUCUACAAUAAAUAUAAGCAGACAAUGAAAAUGUAACUGACUAUGCAGUGUACUACUGUAUGGUGAGACUGUCGGAGGCCUAGUAUGUUUCCACUUCAUCAACUGGUUUUGUUACUGAAUGACAUAGGUUUCUAAAGUCUCUGAUGUUACAGACUGUUGGCUGUAUUACACAAGUUAUCAGCACAGAUCACUGUAAUUCCAUCUCAGUGGAACGUUUGUUAGGAAAUAGUAGAUUUGUUUUCAUAAUGCCCCUGCAGAAUUGAAUAUGGGAAACAAAUUUGUUUAAAGAAAAAAUAAACUGUUAAGGGAGAUGGACUUUGAAUUUUGAAUCUUUAGGUACAUUGCAUGUGUCAGGAAGUUCCUGAAUUUAAUUAAUUAACGACCUAGGUCCAAACCUUCUUGCCCUAGCCCUCCCCCCUGUCUUUAUGCCUUGGUUUUCAUGGGAGGAAAAAACAUGGAUACAUAUACUGAAAGGGGAGUGUUACAGAAUGUCUCAAGAAUCAAAAUAUUGAUAACAGUGAAGAUAAAACCCCUAGAUGAACUAUGCACUGCUGAUGCACUUCACUGAUGAGUGUAAACUUAGCUAGUGUCAUCCUCUGGAUGCCUUGUUGACAGAUAUUUAACUUAAAAGCCUAAAUUCCUUUGAGUUCAUGUGUAAAAUUAGGAUGCUAUGAUUACUCCAUUUAGCAUCUGUCUUUCCAGUUCUAUGUGUGUGUGUAGAUAUAUAUAUAGGGUGUGCACGUGAGCGCAUGCAUGUAUUUUGUGAGAAUUCAUAAGUUAUACAAAUGUAAAAAAUUGUUUCACUAAAGCAGAGUGGAUACAAAACAGGACUGAAUGCUACUGGAGGAUUGUGAAGCAUCAGACAGUAGACUAAUGUAGUUACUGUCCACUUAAAGUGAAAUUUAUUGAUGUGACUGUUUUAAUGAUUUCUAUACUAACAUCUGACCCUGUGACAGACUUUCUUUUGC